This is a messenger RNA of Betta splendens (Siamese fighting fish), 1711 nucleotides long. RefSeq names its product 2-oxoglutarate and iron-dependent oxygenase domain containing 1 (gene ogfod1). The transcript is spliced from 13 exons. Bases 79 to 1671 code for a protein of 530 amino acids. Gene Ontology annotation, biological process: peptidyl-proline hydroxylation; regulation of translational termination. NCBI's taxonomy places the organism in Eukaryota, Metazoa, Chordata, Actinopteri, Anabantiformes, Osphronemidae. Gene Ontology annotation, molecular function: L-ascorbic acid binding; iron ion binding; peptidyl-proline dioxygenase activity. The record is from RefSeq and is a predicted model, not a curated record. Gene Ontology annotation, cellular component: cytoplasm.
UUCCGUUGGUCCACGUCAUUCACCCGCGACCAGGGCCCGUUUUCAUCUGCUGCGUGUGGACCUGGUGUUAUUCCCACCAUGGCGUCUAAGCGACACCAGACCGAGAGCAGCAAGUCAGACAAGAAGAAAAAGAAGACGACGCGCGAGGAAGUGGCGGGACUUUGCUCGUGCGUUGAAGACGAGCGAGUGACGGCUGCAGUGAAGGAGGCGUGGAGCCGCAGGAGCCAUUACAGCCACGGGGAUCUCGAGUUGGCCUGUCAUCCUUUCACACACUGCAUCAUCAAGAACUUCGUCAGCAGUGACACCUUCGUGGAAAACCUGCAGCGAGAGCUGCUGGACCUCAACUUCCGCGAGAAGUCAAAUGACCUGUACAAGUUCAAACAGUCCGAUGACUUGAAGAAGAGAACAGAGCCGCACAUCGCAGGACUCAGGGCAGCUCUGUUUGGGCGCUUUCGUUCCUGGCUCAGUGACGUGUUGGGGGUCGAACUGGAGCCAACAGUUGAUAUUUCUUGUGCCCGAUAUGAAUACACAGAUGUUCUCCUGUGUCAUGAUGAUGAACUGGAGGGGCGACGUGUUGCUUUUAUUCUGUAUCUUGUGCCUCCGUGGCAGAGCAGCGAUGGAGGGACCCUCGAUCUGUACACAACUGACAGUAAUUUCCAGCCACAGAGUAUUGUGAAGUCGCUCGUACCCUCUUGGAACACACUUGUUCUCUUUGAAGUGUCUCCUGUUUCAUUUCACCAAGUAUCGGAAGUUUUGUCUCAGGAUAAAUGUCGUCUGUCUCUGAGUGGCUGGUUUCAUGGACCAUCGUUGCAGCGUCCUCCUCGGUACAUCGAGCCCCCCAUCCCCAGGACUCCACACUUACCAAGAGACGAGACGAUACUGAUAGACUGGGUCAAUCCACUGUACUUGGACAUCUCCUAUCAGGAGCAGAUUCAGGGGGAGUUUGAGGACAGCUCUGAAAUUCAGCUCAAAGAUUUUCUGAAGGAGGAGAAGUUCAAGGAAGUGAAUGAAGCGCUGCAAGUCGCUCAGAUUCAGUGGACAAGGAGAGGUCCGCACAAUAAGAGAUGCUAUGAAGUGGCUUCUCUGGAAACUCUGCCUCCAUGUGUGAGUGCAUGUUGGGAACUGCUUAGUUCAGAGGCUUUCUUCCUGCUUCUCUCCAACUUCACUGGCCUUCGACUGCACUACCUGUGUCCUGCAGAUGAUGAUGAUGAUGAUGAGGACGAUGAGGAAAAGGACAAAGACAAAAACAAACGAGAACAUGAGGGGGGCGAAGAAGCCACUGGUUCUUCAGCUGAGUCAGCAAAAGCGGGCAGGGAAAAAGAGCUGAGCACACCUGUGUGUUGUGGUGAACUGCGGCGAUGGUCCCAUGGCGACUACACCCUGUUACAUGAUGGAGAGGCUGUGCGUGCAGAGUUCGCCCUGGACCUAGUUUUGCCUUUUGGUUGUACAGGUUGGAAGUCAGAGUUCGGAGGCUACACAUGUUACGUUGCUAAUGAGGAGGACGAGGAGCUCCUAACAGUUUAUCCAGAGGACAACUCCCUUGCCCUCGUCUACAGAGACAAAGAAACCCUCAAAUUUGUCAAACAUGUCAACCACAAAAGCUCCUCUGACUUCGCAGACAGUUCUACAAGCAGGAUAGUUCAUGACUUCUCCUUUGUGUAUUAUGAAUAAAUUAUAUAUAUAUAUAUAUAUAUAUAUAUAUAUAUAUAUA